Molecule: messenger RNA, 1475 nt
Organism: Melanaphis sacchari
Lineage: Eukaryota; Metazoa; Arthropoda; Insecta; Hemiptera; Aphididae
Gene: Lipt1
Product: lipoyltransferase 1, mitochondrial
Exons: 5
Coding region: 445-1407 (320 amino acids)
Biological process (GO): protein lipoylation
Cellular component (GO): mitochondrion; cytoplasm
Molecular function (GO): lipoyltransferase activity
Source: RefSeq, a predicted model, not a curated record
UGACACCUGAUAAAAUAUACAUCGCAAUCAUAGACUUAAAGUGGGAAAUGGAGACAUUUGUCAUUUUCAUUAAAUCUAUGAUAAACGAAAUCUUAUUGCAUCAAAUAAAGGCAAAAAUACUUGGUCCGUUUUAACAAUUAAAUUUUAUAAAAUAAUAUGUGAUUUACUGAUUUAAUUUUUGGCUAUAGGCAAAAUCAUGAUCUAGAUUUUAUCUAAAUCUCGAGCGAAGUAUAUAAAAACAUUUUCAUGGCUUAUGUGAUUAUUCGUUAUCAGAAAAUCGACUGCAGCAUAGCAAAAGCAGCAUGCCUGCAUGCAUAGACUCAAAUUUUUUUUUUCGAAAUUUACAGUUUCUGUGUUAAAAGUGUCGACACCUAUUACUUAAUAUUUAAUACGAAUACUCAACCCCAACUGCACAGCGUACCUACUACCUGGCUCAAGUUUGUUAUGGCCUUUAUUAUUCGAAGAUUUUAUUCAUCAGUUAUUGAAAAGACUGUUCUGAUAUCCAAAUCAACAGAUGUAUUUGAAAACCUUGCCUUGGAACAUUGGUUCUACCGCCAUUCAAACUUCACAAAUAAAUCUAUGUUGCUAUUGUGGGUAAACAGUAAUUGCGUUGUAAUUGGCCGACAUCAGAAUCCUUGGUUAGAAAUAAAUUUUGAUUCAGCUAUUGAUGUACGGAUGGCCAGAAGAAAUAGUGGCGGUGGAACAGUAUUUCACGAUAAUGAAAAUCUCAAUAUGACAUUUUUCACUAGCAGGGACAUUUAUAACAGGAAAAAAAAUUUAGAACUAAUCGUUGAAACAUUAAAGAGUGAAUGGAAUGUUGUAACAGAAAUAAAUAAACGAGAAGACAUUGUUAUAGAUAAUAUUUACAAAAUAUCUGGCACAGCUUCCAAGUUGGGAAGACCUAAUGCAUAUCACCAUUGUACGUUAUUAGUUAAUUGCAAUCGCGAAUUAAUGUCAAGUCUAUUGAGAAAACGUGAAAAAAAUAUUGAAACCAAUGCCACAGUCAGUGUAACAUCUGAUGUAUUGAAUUUGACACAAAUUAAUAACAAAGUGUGCAUCAAUAGAUUAAUGACUGCUGUUGGUUUACAAUACCUGAAAACAGUAGGCAAUAAAACUACAACAGAUCAAGGAUUUAAUUAUGUAACACCAAAUGAACAAACAUUCCCUGGUUUCAACGAAAUAAAAAAUGAAAUGGAGAGUUGGGAGUGGAGAUAUGGACGAACGCCAAAGUUUAAUAUAACUGUUAAAUCUAAUGACGAACACUCCGUUAUUUUAUCUGUAAAAAAUGGCAUUAUUGAAAACGUUGCUACAACAUGUAAUGUAAGUUUAAGCCACUUAAUAAAUGAAAAAUUUAAUAUGAAAAUAGUGGAAGAGAUAAAACAAUGUUUAGAAACAAUAAGAGUUUAAUGUUAUAGUGUAACAGCCUAGUUGUUUUUAUUAAUUACUGUAGUAAAAUAAAAUGUUCUGUUGAUUUA